This is a messenger RNA of Striga asiatica, 717 nucleotides long. The record is from the annotation of a GenBank genome assembly. Lineage: Eukaryota; Viridiplantae; Streptophyta; Magnoliopsida; Lamiales; Orobanchaceae.
AUGCUGUUAACUUCUCCGCUAACCCUCCAAUUCAAAUCCCUCUCGCUCUCCACCCCAUUUCUCCAUGGCGGCGGCAGCGGCGCCGUCCCCUUGUUCAAUCCCGGAACCUCCUCCGCCGCGCCGCGGCCGCGGCCGCCCUCCGCCGUUCGCCCCGUCAUCAGGGCGAUGAGGACACUGCAGGGGAAGGUCGUCUGCGCCACCAGCGACAAGACGGUGGCGGUGGAGAUCGUCCGCCUGGCCCCUCAUCCAAAAUACAAGCGCCGCGUGAGGAAGAAGAAGAAGUACCAGGCCCACGACCCGAUGAACCAGUUUAAGGUUGGGGACCUUGUCCAGCUCGAAAAGUGCCGGCCCAUCAGCAAAACCAAGACUUACUGGGCCGUCCCGGCCCCGCCGCGGAACAGGUCCAAGCCCAAGGAGGGAGCCGAGGCGGAGCCGCCCAACGAGCUGGGGAUUCCAUUGGAAACUAAUUUAGUUCUAUAUUUAGCUAGUGAUAGGUUUGCAGUUGGCUUGUCGCCUGUGAAUAUUCGAAAUGCAGUGGUAAACAAAGAUCUUCCUUUUGUGCCCUUUUCAUCUGGUCUUGAAGUGAACAUCAACGGCCGGGAUUCAAUCUUGUUGGGAAGGAUGAAGAAACUCGAGGGUAAAAUUGUCACGUGGCUUGAGCUGCAGCCCCCAGACAACCUGUUGUUAACAGGUGAGUACACGAUUGUGAAUUCGUAA